Molecule: messenger RNA, 611 nt
Organism: Didymodactylos carnosus
Lineage: Eukaryota; Metazoa; Rotifera; Eurotatoria; Philodinida; Philodinidae
Source: the annotation of a GenBank genome assembly
AUGUUGCACGCAAUCAUUCUGGGAUGUCUUAUCCAGCUGUUUCAAGUAGACCAUGUUCUCUUGGCAAUAUCAUGUAAUUAUCCUAGUUAUACAUCACGCGAAUAUCAAGUUAUUCUCAAUCCAAAAUUGUUCACAUCACCCAAUAGUUUUAGCGAUGGGGUCAAUCUUGUCCUCGAUUAUUUGGGUAAAAUUGAAAAUGACGCAUUGAUUAAUUUCACUUUAGUAAAUUCAUCAUUGUCAAUCAACAACGAAUCCCUUGUUGACUAUAUGCCAGAAAAUGUGAAUGAUAUGAAAAUACCGGUGUCGUAUAAAUCACGAAUAAAACCCGGAAAACCAGCUGAUAUUGUAUUCAAAAUAUCUAACAGUGAUCCUGCUCUUGUUUACAGAAAACAAUUCAGAAUUGCUGAUGAAUUUAUUAAUUCAUCAAAAACAAAAUUUGAAUUAGAUACCUAUGCGACUAAUGGAAAAACAUCAUCCCAUUGUUCAUAUGCCGUUUCAGUUGAUUUACUAGAAACGAGUUCAUCGUUAUCAUCCAUCAACAUCUCGUCCAUAUUUCCCGAUGCAUCAUCAUUUGUCACGUAUUCUGAUUCACCAAUUAUUAUUCGACCAAU